AUGUUCGAGUUGAAUGAUAGCACCAUCGAACAUGGCUCGCAGGAUAUCGAAGGAUUAUCUCCUUCGGUCAAAGCUUAUCGCUACAGUGGUAUGGACGAUUUCUGCCAGAUCAUCUUGAUUGAGGAGGAUCGUCUCUAUGGUUCUUUCCGCAUUGGACAAAAGGCAAAAGCGCGGGAAAGUGGUGCAAGUUGGGAAGGACUCAAAGACCAUUCGGUCACGCUGCCACAGAUGGAAGGCACCCUUCAAUCCGGCUCGGCGCAAAAGCCAAUGCGCAUUCGCACUUUCCACCGCAGUAGGUUUAUAGAUGACUGUAGUCGUCAGAAUAUCCUUGGUGAGAGAGACAACACUAAGAACACGCCAGACGAAGAUUAUAGCCCCGAGAAGGAAGACCACAGCGAACACCUUGUAUUCUUUAUUGAACCUACGACUUUCGAGCACGACUUCAUCAACUCGGAUCCUCCUGUUCGUACCAUUACAUUCUUUAAUCCGAAAACCAAGAUCCUCAUCGUCAAAAUACCCGGCCCGGGGCACGAACAAGCCACAAGGGAGUUCGAGGGCAUGUUUAAACUGGCCCUUACGUCAAUGGGCCUGGCUAGCAAAAUUCAGGCCUGGGGAAGCAUAGGGAUGGUUGCUAUAGAUGGCACAAGGAAGCAGGCAGACGGGGCGUGGGGUCCACGAAAACCUCCCCGCCACGCUCCUAGGAGACCUACGGUUGUUAUAGAGGUUGUAAAUUCGGAAAGCUACGCCAAGCUCCGCCGUGAUUCUCAGUACUGGAUAGAUCUAGAAAGACAGGAGGCCAAUGUGGCCAUCGGAGUUAAUCUCUAUAUAAAAAGGCCCGAGAUCACGAUCGACCGGUUUGAAUGGAGCUCCGAAAUCUCCCGCCCUAUCAAUACCACGCACUUCACCAUUCGUAGGAAGUCCAAUGGUGAAGUCUACUUUGAUCCCUAUCAUCCUCUACCUCAACUCGUGAUCCCUUUUGAAUCUCUUUUUUGA
This is a messenger RNA of Penicillium verrucosum, 993 nucleotides long. RefSeq lists its product as uncharacterized. The record is from RefSeq and is a predicted model, not a curated record. The coding region runs from base 1 to 993 and encodes 330 amino acids. The transcript has a single exon. NCBI's taxonomy places the organism in Eukaryota, Fungi, Ascomycota, Eurotiomycetes, Eurotiales, Aspergillaceae.